AUGCCUCACCCCCGCUUGCAGACGUGCAAGACUACAAAUGAAGCUACAAUGCAACGAUCUGUGUGGUUAUUCGCGGUUCAGACGAUGAUGAAGGAGAACGCCAUCCCGAAGUGCGCCUUCUCGCUCAAAUGGAUGGACAACUCGGCGCUCGAGUGCAUAGCCCUUUCUCCUCGCCUCUUCUAUAAUUGCAUUGUGCGCACGAGGACUGAUCUCGCCGAGCCACGCAGCGUGCAGUUACUCCUUGAUCAUAUGAGCAAGACGGCCUGGAACCACGAACACCAACGCACGCCGGGAUACACUGCCGUUUUCCUUGUUCCAGGAGGAAGAUAUCUGGUCACAUCGGGGCGUGUUACUUCAGAGCAUGAGACUUUGCGUACAGUUAUCGACUUGUGGGACCUUGGGCUACCCGGAAAUAGAGGAAGGAACAAAUUGUUAGCGAGUUCUGUCAUAGGCGACGCGGACUUGCAACCUCGAUUAGUCGUACCCACUCCAGACGGGAACGGAUUGCGGCUCAUUUCAGCGACUGCAGAUAGGAUCUACGUCCAUGAACUUCUGCCAGAUCCAUUUCAUGCAGAAUGUAUGCUACCAGCGUGUAGCUCUGGACCACCGGGCGAUUCGAUUCUGUCCCUCUCUUUCUCGAACAAUAGAUUGGCGUACCUUCUUCGAUCCUGGACCAUCAUAAUAAGUGACAUAGAAGAUGGCUCAUUUUGCACCCUGAAGACUCCGCUGGGACGGGAACCGAUGACCUCCACGACCUCGCUCAAGCUAUUCGGAGACUCCAUCGUCCUGGCUUAUCAAGGGAAGAUCUUUCAUUGGAACGUCCAUCAUUUGCAAAGGCAUAGGUGCUCCGACGUUCGAAAUGGGGUCCAUAUCCGAAGCAUGCGGCCAGACGCGAUCUACUCGAACUUACUCCAUAACAACUUGAAACGCGUCGGCUCGUUUAUCAACGACGGAUUUGACGACACUGGCCUCACCUUCCUUCCGCACAGUGCUUGGUCUUCGUUUCAAUGGCGCCCCAGUUCACAACUAUCUUGGAAUCAUUUGUGGCGGCAGGUUCGAAUUUUACAAGCUUCAAUCCCUUGGAGACUCCAAGGCAAGAAUUCAGGGUGUACCGAACGCUUUCCCCGUCCACCAGCCGAUGUCCGAUGGAUUGGACGUGCACCAAGAGGUCGGAGAGCUCCGUGA
Messenger RNA from Cyclocybe aegerita, 1185 nucleotides. The record is from the annotation of a GenBank genome assembly. Lineage: Eukaryota; Fungi; Basidiomycota; Agaricomycetes; Agaricales; Hemipholiotaceae.